Messenger RNA from Westerdykella ornata, 948 nucleotides. RefSeq lists its product as uncharacterized. NCBI's taxonomy places the organism in Eukaryota, Fungi, Ascomycota, Dothideomycetes, Pleosporales, Sporormiaceae. The record is from RefSeq and is a predicted model, not a curated record. The transcript is spliced from 2 exons. The coding region runs from base 1 to 948 and encodes 315 amino acids.
AUGCCCAAGCCACGCAUUGAUCCCGCACACGCUAUCCACUGGAUUGUGGAUUGGGAUGGCACCCUGACCACUCGCGACACCUUGGACGCACUCGUCCAUGUGGCAUCCCGAGCAAAAAGCGAAACCGCAGUCCUUGAAGCCUGGAGGCGCAUUACCUCGGCCUACCUCUCCGAUCAUGCCUCGACCUUGAAGGCUCUUUUUCCGAACGGCACGCUCCCUUCUACAGUCGUGGCAGAGCGCUCACUGCUCGAGAAGCUGAAAGCCGUUGAACGACGUAGCUUGGACCGGGUGAUACAGGCUGGCUUGUUCAAGGACCUGAACACGUCGAUCAUGGAAAAGGGGGGCAGUGAGUGUGUGAAGGGUGGAGAGGUGCGAAUCCGGACGGGAGCGUCUGAGUGCUUGAGGCAUAUCCGCAAGCGUAUCGAGAGACACGGGUACGAUCUGGAUGCAAUCGACGUCCUCAGUGCGAACUGGAGCCAAUACUUCAUCUUGGGCUGUCUGAAGGCCACACUUGACGACGCCGGGCUUCAAGGGAGCGUGGCGGGUACGGACGAGAGCUUGCCCUUCGUAUCCAUCUACGCGAACGAACUGGUCUUUUCGAACAGCGCCACGCAGGACUCGUCUCAUCAGCUCUUGUCCAGCGCAGACAAACUUGCGUAUCUGCAGAAUCUGCGGUUGUCCAACCCGUAUACCAUGCGGCCCAUCCCGGUUGUAUACAUUGGAGACAGCUGGACGGAUUUCGAGUCUCUCCUGGCGGCAGACUUGGGCAUCUGCAUACGCGACGACCCACUAGGGUCGUCUCAGGCUACGCUAAAGGACAGUUUUGAGAGAUUGAGCAUUGAGUGUCCGCAUAUCACGGAGUGGGAAAAGUGCGGAGAAUGGAGCGUGGUAUGGGCGAGGGGGUUUGAUGAGAUCUUGAAGUGGGUGAAGGAGUGCCUUGAUGGGUGA